Trichophyton rubrum CBS 118892 is the source of this 471-nucleotide messenger RNA. RefSeq lists its product as uncharacterized. Gene Ontology annotation, molecular function: nucleic acid binding. The record is from RefSeq and is a predicted model, not a curated record. The transcript has a single exon. NCBI's taxonomy places the organism in Eukaryota, Fungi, Ascomycota, Eurotiomycetes, Onygenales, Arthrodermataceae. The coding region runs from base 1 to 471 and encodes 156 amino acids.
AUGGCUCAGCACGGCGCGAGACGAUCAGAGAGCUCGACCAACUGGCGGCAGCGGGAACCCCAAAGGGAGCCCCGGCCGGCUGCGAGUCCUGCGUCAAGCUCCAGCUCCAGCUCCAGCUCCAGCUCGACCGCCUCGCUGACGUCGACACCCUUCGAGCGGCCGCGGUGGAAGCCGGGCAGCAGCAGCAGCCGCCGCGGCGAGGGAGGAGCAGGAGGCAACAUCCGGGGCUUUCGUGGCUGGGAAGCCGUUGACUGCGGCAGCGGCAGCUUGAGGACGCUGGGUGCCCGAUACCACGAGUCUCCUCCCUCGUCGUCUUCCAAGGUGCAGACGCCCAUUCACCCGGCCAUCGUCGAGCGGAGGAGGCUGUACGUCGGCAACAUGCCUUAUAUGGCCAAGAAGGAGGACGUCGUCGAGCUGUUCGGCGGCCAGGGCGGAGACGAGACCACCAGCCCCUACAAUAUGUACGUCUAG